Branchiostoma floridae (Florida lancelet) is the source of this 953-nucleotide messenger RNA. Its product is annotated as phosphatidylserine synthase 2-like. The coding region runs from base 13 to 678 and encodes 221 amino acids. Gene Ontology annotation, molecular function: L-serine-phosphatidylethanolamine phosphatidyltransferase activity. Lineage: Eukaryota; Metazoa; Chordata; Leptocardii; Amphioxiformes; Branchiostomatidae. The record is from RefSeq and is a predicted model, not a curated record. The transcript is spliced from 7 exons. Gene Ontology annotation, biological process: phosphatidylserine biosynthetic process.
AUUUUUGUGACGAUGUCUUUGGUCUUUGCUGUACUCUUCGCACCCGAUGGACCAUUCAAGUGGCCUCAUCCAGUUUUCUGGAGAGUGCUGACGUGCCUGUGUGUCGUGUACCAGAUGGGUCUGACCUUCCUGCUAUUUCAGACUGCAGACCAGAGCAGACAGGUGUUGAAGUACCUGGAUGAAUCGCUAGGGGAGCCGCUACAUUUUAAGUCUUACGGCGAAAACUGUACGUUUUGGGACGCUGACCAUCCGGAGCGAGUUGUACACAAGAUAUGGGCAGAAUGCGAUAUAUAUUGGGUCUCGCACUUCCUGGGAUUUUACCUGAAUGCCCUCGCACUGCGGGACUACUGGAUCACCCACGUGAUGAGCGUCAUGUUCGAGCUGAUAGAGUACAGCCUGGAGCAACAGCUUCCUGAGCUCGAGGAGUGCUGGUGGGACCACUGGAUUUUGGACGCCGUCCUGUGCAACGGCCUGGGGAUCUGGUGCGGUAUGAAGACAUUGGAGUAUCUGGACAUGAAGCUGUACAACUGGCGUGGCCUGUGGAAGGUUCCGGUCUAUGAUAGUAACAGAAAGACAACAAUGGAGCAGUUAAGGUCUCCAGACUGGAGCCGUGCUCGACGUUUCAGACGCUGUCUGGCUGUCUUUGGGUUCAUCAUAAGUGUAAGUGUGUGGCAAUGAAUACACACACACAAGCACACGAAGCCUUGUAAAAAAACUCAUUAUAUGUUGUAACUGAAAAGAAGUCUAACGUUAUAUCAGUUACCAAGUCGGACGCUACACUUAAUGCUACCACACCAGUGGCAUUUUUACAAGUACAAUCAGGCCUACGACAUAUUAUUCCAUUUGGUUUUUUCUGGCCAUGCUAACCAUUUCCUGAGGGGGAAAAGGUGAUUUUUUUUUAAAUCAGGCGAAAAUUAAUUAGCGCACUUAUGUCAUCCGUACUAUAACUUGCU